AUGAGCAAUAAAACUGGUACAAAUGGCGGUCAGCCACCAAUACAAGGCCAGCCAGCUGCAAGAAAUGAAGGAGAUGUGACGAACACUGAUAAUGCAGAGAAACAGAAAGACUUUUGCCGGGAUUUCAUAUGGGGGCAGUGCAACAAGGGUGCACAGUGCAAGUAUCGUCAUGAACUUGUGUUCGAGGUUAUGAAAAAGACUUUGAAGUUCUGUCACGACUUCCAAAAUUCUUCUGGAUGUACCCGGGAGCUCUGUACAUAUUUGCAUGCAAGUAAAGACGAGCAGUGUCUGUUUAAAGCUACAGGGCAGUUGCCACAAGUGUUGCUGCAACGUCACGCAAACAUGUCUGCAGCCUCCGGUGCUGAAACUGUUCCACAGAUUGCAUUGUAUAUACAAGAGAGUUUAGCGGGUCCACCGCCACCACCGCCACCGCCGCCUUUGCCUGUAACCAAUCCUGUGGCUGUAAGCAUUGCUCCACUUGCACCUGGCCCAGUGUACCCUCGACCGCAUAUGACGAUAGCGCCGAUGGCCCCUCGUCCUGCGCCAAUGAUGCCCAUUCAACAGCCUCCUCCACCCCCACCCCCGACAACAGCACCAAGUACUUCUGUUCGACAAAGGGCACCAGUAUUUACAGUUUCAGCACAGCCAGCAUAUCCACCAGCGACCAAUCCAGGAUAUUCGAUGCCCCAGCCGCCUUCACCUGUAAUACCACUGUAA
Molecule: messenger RNA, 717 nt
Organism: Bicyclus anynana (squinting bush brown)
Lineage: Eukaryota; Metazoa; Arthropoda; Insecta; Lepidoptera; Nymphalidae
Product: zinc finger CCCH domain-containing protein 10-like
Exons: 2
Coding region: 1-717 (238 amino acids)
Molecular function (GO): metal ion binding
Source: RefSeq, a predicted model, not a curated record